This is a messenger RNA of Penicillium oxalicum, 420 nucleotides long. RefSeq lists its product as uncharacterized. The transcript has a single exon. The coding region runs from base 1 to 420 and encodes 139 amino acids. NCBI's taxonomy places the organism in Eukaryota, Fungi, Ascomycota, Eurotiomycetes, Eurotiales, Aspergillaceae. The record is from RefSeq and is a predicted model, not a curated record.
AUGUCUUCCAAGGCUUCUGUUCGUAAGAACGCUUUAACUCGUUGUAUCGAAGACGAAGGUUUUCAAUCUGUGAUUCCUUGCGAACGUUGCGUUCGCUUGAAACGAGUGUGUAUUCGCGCCGAUUGUUCUGAUCGCUGUGGUGACUGCGUGCGCGCUGGCGGUGGUGUGAAGUGUAUGAUGCCGUCUCCUUCGUUUACUGAUGCGGAGUGGCGUCGUUUGGUUAAGUCUCAAAAUCAAAUUGAGGAGGAGGAGGAGGCUAUCCUAGCUAAGCUCCUUCGGCUCCGAAAGCAGAAACGUUUGUUGCAAAAACGUGCUGGCGAUUUCAUCGCUCGAGACUUUAAGGAAGUCGCCGAGUUAGAAGAGUUGGAGCGUCGCGAGGUUGAAGAGCGCGAACGUCUUGAAAAAGAGAGGCUCGAAUAA